AACAGACAGUUAUCUCUGUUCUAGCUUCAUUUUCUCCCCCGCAGCAGUUAGAUACAUGGCUCAAACCAAAAUCUCUGAGAAAUAAUGAUUCCUUCUAUUAGUUGGCGAGCAAGAAGACUUCUGACCAGUAAAGGGAUAUCCUCUUCUUCCUUAAACGAUUUUAGGGCAGAGAUCGUAGGCAAGGCAAGCUGUGCAGGAAGCUUCUCAGGUUAUGAUGAAUAUGUCCGUACGGUUGACAGAGCUAGCUGUUGAUGCUGGUUGGAAAAAGCAAGCUUCCCUGCAGAAAUCUCAUUCUCCCAAAUGAACACUUCUAGUACCUUAACAUCCCAAAAGAUCCAGAAGGAAUUCGAGCUCAGAUUUUGGUAGCGGUUAUGGCCUUCUUCCUGACUUUUCUCACUCUCUUCCACUUAGUUGCUUCCCACGUAACUAGGAAGCUUCCUGACACAUCGACUAAUAAAGAACAAAAUGUUACCGAACCCACUUUUGAUGCAACAAACAAGGAACAGUGCUCCUCCUUCGCCAACAUCACCAUUUGCAGGGGCAGAUCUUCUUCCCACUGUACUGAAGAAGUUGGCUGAGCUUGAGGAGAAGGUUGAUACGCUCCAAUCUAAACCAUCUUAGAUGCCUUAUGAGAAAGAGGAAUUGCUGAAUGCUGCUGUUUGUUGUGUGGAUGCCUUGGAAGCAGAGUUAAUUGCUACUAAAAAGAUGCUAAAGCUUUCUGCACCUAUUGCUACUGGUCUUAUUUUGGUCUCUUGCUGUCCUGGGGGUCAGGCAUCAAAUGUUGUAACUUAUAUCUCAAAGGGGAAUGUUGCAUUAUCUGUUUUCAUGAUGACGUGUUCAACAAUAGGAGCUAUUAUUACCAAGCUGCUUGCUGGCCAGCUUGUUCCAGUUGAUGCUGCGGGCCUAGCGCUCAGCACUUUCCAGGUUGUUUUAGUGCCAAUGAUUAUUGGAGUACUGGCAAAUGAGCUGUUCCCAAAGUAAAAAAUAAGCUCAGUGACACCUUCGAUUGGAGUAAUUCUCACCACUCUUCUCUGUGCAAGCCCAUCUUGAAAGCACAAGAAGCGCGAUUGAUACUCCCGGUGGCUGCUCUACAUGCUGCUGCAAUGCUGCAUUUGCCAUUGGCUAUUGGAUAUCAAGGAUAUCUUUUGGUGAAUCCACUUCUCGUCAUAUCCAUAGAGUGUGGGAUGCAGAGAUUGGCACUUGGGUUUUUACUAGCUCAAAAGCAUUUUACAAACCCCUUAGUUGCUGUCCCUUCUGCUGUUAGUGUUGUUUGCAAUCUUGCAUGGCGGUAUGUCUCUUUAAAAUAUCUCGAGUUAAGUUAUGGGGCUUCUUCGAACUACUAACUAAAUUUUAUUCUCGUAAUUGUCCAACUUACUGCUCGGUGGCAUGGUCUCGCUGUGUUUUUGAGAAAGAAAGGCCUGUCGGUUGAUGAAGUAGCCUCAUCUAGUUAGAGAUGGUUGUCUUUCAUUGUAAGGUCAUGUUGGCAUUAUUAGACAUCAGUUUUUUGUGAUUGGAAAAGCUUUGGAUUCAGGUAAUUAGAACUGAGAACAUGAGAAGGGAAGAAAGGGAAGGAAUAUUUCUUUGUUCUAGAUUUGGGAAAUAAUUGAAGGCUUAUUUAUGUGGCAAAUGUUGUGACACAAUGCAGGGUACCAGUAGCUAUUGAUUAUUAG
Molecule: messenger RNA, 1670 nt
Organism: Rosa rugosa (rugosa rose)
Lineage: Eukaryota; Viridiplantae; Streptophyta; Magnoliopsida; Rosales; Rosaceae
Product: sodium/pyruvate cotransporter BASS2, chloroplastic-like
Exons: 9
Coding region: 622-981 (119 amino acids)
Cellular component (GO): membrane
Source: RefSeq, a predicted model, not a curated record